Equus quagga is the source of this 906-nucleotide messenger RNA. RefSeq names its product taste receptor type 2 member 7-like. Gene Ontology annotation, cellular component: membrane. Gene Ontology annotation, biological process: G protein-coupled receptor signaling pathway; sensory perception of taste; detection of chemical stimulus involved in sensory perception of bitter taste. Gene Ontology annotation, molecular function: bitter taste receptor activity; G protein-coupled receptor activity. The record is from RefSeq and is a predicted model, not a curated record. The transcript has a single exon. NCBI's taxonomy places the organism in Eukaryota, Metazoa, Chordata, Mammalia, Perissodactyla, Equidae. The coding region runs from base 1 to 906 and encodes 301 amino acids.
AUGGUCUCCCCUUUAUCAGCUAUUCUUCAUGUUCUCAUCAUGUCAGCAGAAUUUAUCACAGGGAUUACAGUAAAUGGAUUUCUUAUAAUCAUCAACUGUCAUGAAUUGAUCAAAAGCAGAAAGCUAACACCAAUGCAACUCCUUUUUGUAUGUAUAGGGACGUCUAGAUUUGGUCUGCAGAUAGUGUUAAUGGUACAGAGUUUCUUCUCUAUCUUCUUCCCACUCUUAUAUGCUGUAAAAAUUUAUGGUCCAGUGAUGAUCUUCCUUUGGAUGUUUUUUAGCUCUGUCAGUCUCUGGUUUGCCACCUGCUUGUCUGUAUUUUACUGCCUCAAGAUAGCAGGCUUCACCCAGUCCUAUUUUCUUUGGCUGAAAUUCAGAAUCUCAAAGUUAAUGCCUUGGCUGCUUCUGGGAAGCCUGCUGGCCUCCGUGAGCAUUGCAGCUCUGUGUACGGAGGUAGAUUACCCUCUACACGUGGGUGAUAUCCUCAGGAAUACCACGCUAAAGAGAACGGAACUCAAGAUAAAGCAAAUUAGUGAAGUGCUUCUUGUCAACUUGGCAUUGAUAUUUCCUCUGGCCAUAUUUGUGAUGUGCACUUUUGUGUUAUUCAUUUCUCUCUAUAAGCACACUCGUCGGAUGCAAAAAGGACCUCAUGGUUUCAGCAACGCCAGCACAGCAGCCCAUAUAAAUGCAUUAAGAACAGUAAUAACAUUCUUUUGCUUCUUUAUUUCUUAUUUUGCUGCCUUCAUGACAAAUAUAACAUUCAGUGUUCCUUACAGAAGUCAGAACUUCUUUGUGUUGAAGUUCAUAAUGGCAGCAUAUCCCUCUGGCCAUUCGGUUAUUAUAAUCUUGUAUCAUUCUAAGUUCCAACAACCAUUCAGGAGACUUCUCUGCCUCAAAAAGAGUUAA